ACCUUGCGUUCAAGGCGCAGUACCGCCGAACGCCUUCUUGACUACGAUUACUCAACGCACUCCAACUACUAUAAAGUCAACAAAAGACAGUAAAGUUACACAGCGCAGCGAACCCUAAAGAAUCUCCGCUUGGUCAAUUCUACACGAUGUCGUCCAAUUACUCCUUCUACAGCAUCCCGAUAUACUGGAUUGUAGCGCUCUAUCCGCAUGCCUAUGCCGCAGGCGUGAUCAAGAAAGCAAACAACAACAAAUGGAACAAUCAGAGUCCGCGGAGCACGGAGGCGAAUGAACAAUACAAAAAGUCUGUACCAGCGGACGUGUACGCGACGUAUGAGCGCGCGGAAGCAGCUCAUAAGAAUGCGAUGGAGAAUGCGCCCUUUUUUAUCGGUGCCGUGCUGGCGGGGAACUAUGCCGGUCUGAGUCCAUCAACGCUGAACUUCAUCACGGGAGCCUACCUUGGUCUGAGAAUUUUGUAUAGUGUGCUCUACAUCAACACCACUACGCAGAAGUCUUCGUAUCUCAGGUCGUUGACGUGGCUAUCUUCGAUUGUUCUUCUCAUUGGAACGUACAUCAAGGCCGGAAACAAUCUAUCAGCCAAGUAGAGGAGCGAAUUGAACUAUUUACCCUGUCCU
Molecule: messenger RNA, 632 nt
Organism: Cucurbitaria berberidis CBS 394.84
Lineage: Eukaryota; Fungi; Ascomycota; Dothideomycetes; Pleosporales; Cucurbitariaceae
Exons: 5
Coding region: 147-602 (151 amino acids)
Cellular component (GO): membrane
Source: RefSeq, a predicted model, not a curated record